ACUUAACAACCGGAGGCGGAUGUAAAACUAAACCGUCUUCGGAAUGAAGGCGUGGGUGGUGAAGUUAAUCAAUUGACAGGAAGGAGCACGAUACGCUCUUUGAUUCACUGCUCAUCCAUAACUGAGAUCGACGAAAGGGAGUGACGUCGCACAAGCAUAUAGUGGAGGCGAUCCAUCAUCGAUCAUGAGAGGAAUGGACGUUUCAUAAUUGAACUUGAAACCUGCGGCGGAAGAAUACAAGGAAUGGCAGCUUUCAACUUGAUGUCAACAGUCAUUGUUCUGGUGGUUGCGGUUAAGUAUAACACUCCAACAGCUGUGUCUUCAAAAUUCAUCGAUGAAUACAAAGAUCUGAUCAGUUUGCAAGAAGAAAAUGAAAGUUGGUCUGAAUGGUCCCCUUGCUCAAGGACAUGUGAUGGUGGCACAUCAUUUCAACUAAGAAAAUGUCACCAUUGCAUAGGACCAACUGUACGUUACCGAAUAUGCAACAUGCAGCCCUGUCCAGACGCCGUGGAAUUUCGUGAUCAGCAGUGCGCGGCAUACAAUGAUAUACCAUUUGAGGGAAAACUCAUGAGCUGGGUCGGUUACGGAGGCAGCGAAACUGAGCCGUGUGAGCUAUGGUGUCAAUCCGAUACAGGUGUCAUUGCGAAACUGGCACCGACUGUUAAAGACGGAACUCGAUGUCGACCAGGCAGCCUGGACCUCUGUGUCGGAGGGAUUUGUCAGAGAGUAGGCUGUGAUUUGGUGAUCGGAUCGGAAGCAAGGGUUGACAGCUGUGGUAUCUGUGGAGGAGAUAGCAGUUCCUGUACACAACCUUUGUACCAUUGGGUAGUUCAGUCAACUUCUCUUUGCUCAGUUACAUGCGGCACAGGGUACAAAAUGUCCGAAGUGAUUUGUAAAAAUGUGGUUACUGGAUCUGAUGUGGAUUCGAAGCUCUGUGAUGACUCUCAAAAACCUAAAACUCACAUGAUCGAAUGUAACACACAUGCUUGUCCUUCCAAAUGGGUGGCAACUUCUUGGGGAAGAUGUUCUGUCUCGUGUGGUAAGGGAAUGAGAAGUCGAACUGUAACGUGUAUGCGAAAAACGAAUUCAACAUCUGUGAAGGUUCCAGAUCACUACUGUAAGUCGCCAAAAUUAAGAGAAGUUGAGCCUUGCAACACCUUUCCGUGCCCGCCUCAGUGGAUUAUUGGGCAGUGGUCUGGGUGCUCUGUUUCUUGUGGCGGAGGUGUACAAAGGAGGGAAGUUAGUUGUGAUAACAUGGGAUCAGAAAAUAUGAUGUGUGACGAAGAAAUAAAGCCAGAAGCAAUCCAGACAUGUACAACAGGGAUUCCUUGCUCACCAGAAAACUCAUCUCCACCAUUAGAUAUAGAUGAAACUUUGAGGAUACUACACCCAUAUCCACCGUUUCGGCCUGUCGCUGAGAGACUGGUCAGUGACCCAAAAAUAUCAUCAGUAGCAUCGCCAGAGCCAAAACCCACAGUGAGAAUGUUCUUUGCGUGUGGAUGGUUAUAUGUAAGUUACAAAACGGAAGAAUGGAGUGAAUGUAGUGUAACUUGUGGUGAAGGCGUGCGCAGAAGAGAAGUGCUUUGCACGAUAUUUCUUGAAUUCUCAAGGACGUAUGCCCGUCUUUCUGAUUCACAUUGCCAGGGAACAAAACCAUCAGAAAUCGAGCCUUGUCACCUUCCACCAUGCCAUCAAAGAAAUUCUGAAAUAAGGGAUGGAUAUGGAGACAGUUCCUAUGCAGACAGAUAUCGACCACAUAGUGAAAACAGGCAGCCAUAUGGUGAAACUGCACCCAUAAAAGUAGCUCCUCAUAAGACCGGGAAAACAUACACCUGGAAAAUGCAAGGAUACACACACUGCAGUGCAAGUUGCCUUGGAGGCGUACAAGAAUCAAUAAUUAUGUGUGUGCAAGAAGAUGAUGACAAGGUUGUUGGACCAUUCCUCUGUCCAACAGAUUCUCGACCAGAAGCUUUAACAAAAACGUGCAAUGAUCAUCCGUGUCCUCCAAGGUGGAAUCACACUGAAUUCCAAGCGUGUUCCAAGCCUUGCGGCAUGGGAAUACAGACUCGCGAAGUUUACUGUAUUCAUGAAGUCACCAGAGGAGGCAGCAAUACAGUCAUAGUCCCUGAUCAUAUGUGCCCACAACCCCCUCCUACUGAUCGUCAGUCCUGUAAUGUUCUGGACUGCCCUGUUAAUUGGCAUACUUCUGAAUGGAGUAAAUGCUCUAAACGGUGUGGAGGCGGUGUUAAAACAAGGGUUGUGGAAUGUAAGCAAAUCAUGGCACAAAAUCAUAUUGUACCUCGACCUCCAUCACAGUGCCCGAAAAAUCGCCCGCCUGAUAGGAGGCCAUGUAAUACUAAACUAUGCCCUUCAGAAGAUCAACGACCCCCGAUAAUUGCUGCCAAUCAGACUUACGUACAGAAUAAUCCUGGGAAAAGGAAAGUCUUUUUAAAAAUUGGAGGAAAUGCACAGGUUUACCACGGAUCUUUAGUCAAGAUCAAAUGCCCAGUGAAAAAAUUUGAUAGGUCUAAAAUUCAAUGGGCAAAAGAUCACAAGUUAAUAACUUCAUCUAAGAAGUAUAAAAUAUCAAAGAAGGGUGCUUUGAGAAUCCAAGAGGCAAGCUAUGGCGAUACUGGAGUUUUUACUUGUUUAGCUGGUCGAUCGUCCGCUGAUAUAACUGUAACUGUCAAAGCGAGGCCUGGAGAAUUUCCAAGUUCAGAAGAAAUUGAAAAGCACACUGGGAAUCAAUUAGAUACUGCAAUGCGACCAAAUGGUGAUCUCCCUCAACGACCUUUUUUACAUACUAGCGAUGACGAGAGCCACGAGCAACACCCUAAUGAAUCAGCAAAUCCACAAAGGAAGCAAAAACAACCAGUUCCAACUCUCACUACAAGCCCUCACCAGCAGACAACGACGAAUGAUAAGUAUGUAGUGAUGUCGAGCACUGAAGCUGUUGAAACAAUACCACCAACAUCUUCAUCCGCUUCCCGAACAAUUCCACACAUUCAGCAAUUUAUUACUAACAUCCAGAAUGCUGUUGGUUUUCAGAAGUUAAGCGGUUUGCGGAUAGUGAGGGAAGAACCUCCUUUCGAAGAAGACGUUCCUUCUCUUCUUGAUGCAGAAACAAAUAAACAAUUAAUGUUCGAAUGGUCAAUGACUGAAUGGUCUCCUUGUUCAAUUUCCUGUGGAGGAAAUGGUUUUCAGAUGCGAACUGCACAUUGUACAGUUAAACUAAAUAACAGUACAAAUAAUGUUGAGAAUAAGCUCUGCUUAGAAGCUGGGCUACCAUUUCCCGAGAUAAAACGUAACUGUGGUUCGAUUAUUUGCCCAUUUUGGGUCCCUGGAGAAUGGCAACUUUGUUCAGAAGCUCGCUGUUUUACUUACAAUACAGCAAUGCAAAGACGAGGUGCUGAUUGCCAAACAGAUAACGGCACAAUCCUUGAAGAUUCCUUCUGCAAUGAACAAACAAAACCGAUUCUCCGGCAGGAAUGUUUCAAUGACAAAUGCAAAGGAACAUGGAAAGUAGGGGACUGGUCUGAGUGUGCAGCCGCGUGUGAUGCGCAAGGGGUCAAAUAUAGAAUAUUGCAGUGUGUGUGGUUUGGUACGAAGAAACCAGCGGGAAACGCAUGCCGCGAUAUUCCACGACCCCCUGUGAUGAAAAUGUGCAAAGGCCAGCCAUGUACAGAUAACUCUGAAUGCACAGAUCAUUCCAAAUAUUGCCAAAAUAUACGUGCCAUGAAUAUGUGCCGCAUGUAUAGAUACCAAACUCAAUGUUGCCAAUCAUGUAGCAAUAGUAAGCAUUAAUGUUUGCUUAGGUUAAUAAUGUAAAUAAAAUACAUAUUAAAAUGUGUAUUGUAAAUUAGUAAAUAUAAUGCUGAAUAUUCUUUUCAUAAAAAGAGAUUUAACUUUAAUGAAUUAUUAAAGAAAUGCACAAAAAAACAUUAGCUAUACACUCGUGUUUAUUUUAAGUUUUAUAAGUUUGUACACUAAAUGUAAAUAAGCUAAAUUCAUAAUGUCAGUACAUCUUAUAAUUAUUUUAUAAUGAAUCAAUGAAGUAUUAAAACAAAUACAUAAGAAAAUUAUCCUUUUUUUUCUUUGUAUAAGUAUUGUAUCUUAUAAAAAUUAAUUUAAAAAGUCACUAUCAUAGUACCUGUUGAGCUGUAUUUAAUGUUACAAUAACAUUAUUUAGGUUCCAAUGGAAAGGUGUUAUUCAUUUAAAAAAACACUACGUCUUUGUAAAUUGUUGAUUAUUAACUGAACGUCCAAAUUUAAAAAAUGUAAAUCCAAAUUGCAAUGCUUUUAAUUAAAAACAUUAUAAUUCACAUGUUGUGAAUAAUUGUAAGUGCUUUUAAGUGAGGAGCCAUCUACUUAUUAGAUCAUCUCUCAAACUAUCCUGACAUUUACUGCAAAGUAUAAAUUUUUUUUUUACAUUUAUCGGAAUGAAGCCUGAAAAAAAACACUUAUGAAAUUGUACACUUAAAAGUAAAACAGUAUAAUCCUAUUUAUAAUGUCUCAUUUAGCAGGCUUUUCUAUCAAGUUUUUUUUAUUAACACAUUUAAUUAUAUACAUAUAACAAAUAGCCAGUGUGUGCAAAAUUGAUCAUAAUUUGGUUUAUUAGCGAAAAAAAAUAACAAAAACGGAUUUUUAUGCUGUUGUAUGCUGAGACACAUUUUUUGUUAUUUUUUACUCUUUUUAAACAAACUUAAUUGACGAAUUAAUGAUUUAACUUCAAUCUAAU
Messenger RNA from Cimex lectularius (bed bug), 4738 nucleotides. It is a transcript of the gene nolo, whose product is annotated as ADAMTS-like protein 1. Gene Ontology annotation, molecular function: metalloendopeptidase activity. Lineage: Eukaryota; Metazoa; Arthropoda; Insecta; Hemiptera; Cimicidae. Gene Ontology annotation, biological process: extracellular matrix organization. Bases 244 to 3804 code for a protein of 1186 amino acids. The transcript is spliced from 29 exons. The record is from RefSeq and is a predicted model, not a curated record. Gene Ontology annotation, cellular component: extracellular matrix.